Messenger RNA from Leptopilina boulardi, 1365 nucleotides. RefSeq names its product glycine N-methyltransferase (gene Gnmt). The record is from RefSeq and is a predicted model, not a curated record. The transcript is spliced from 6 exons. Bases 172 to 1065 code for a protein of 297 amino acids. Lineage: Eukaryota; Metazoa; Arthropoda; Insecta; Hymenoptera; Figitidae. Gene Ontology annotation, cellular component: cytosol. Gene Ontology annotation, biological process: S-adenosylmethionine metabolic process; regulation of gluconeogenesis; one-carbon metabolic process. Gene Ontology annotation, molecular function: identical protein binding; glycine N-methyltransferase activity; glycine binding.
UAUCAACCCACUUGUGCUUCAACUAUCAUCGUAUAUAUUUGUCUGAUUGCUCCAACUCGUGUCAGUAUUCCUCCACAUUUCUACUCUUUUUUUCUCAAGACAUUUUCAUUUCUCUUCAUUGGUGGGAAAUUGCAAGUAAAAAAAAAAGAAUUAUAAUUGAAAGAAGGAAAAAUGGAUACUGUAUUUCAUACUCGUUCUUUGGGAACAGCGGCGGAAGGUGUAAGAGAUCAGUAUGCAGAUGGAACAGCAGCCAAAGUUUGGGAAGUUUUUAUAGGCGAUAAAAAUCAGAGAAAGCAAAAUUAUCGAGAUUUCCUUGUUGGGCUUCUUCGAGAAAGAGGAUGUCAUAGAAUUUUAGAUGUUGCAUGUGGUACAGGAGUCGAUUCUGUAAUGCUAUUAGAAGAAGGUUUUGAGGUAGUUAGCGUUGAUGCCUCAGAUAAGAUGUUAAAAUAUGCUUUGAAAUCUAGAUGGAACAGAAGGAAAGAAGCAGCUUUUGAUAAAUGGGUGAUUGAAGAAGCUAAUUGGUUGACGUUGUACGACGAUAUCUCCCACUUGAUACAAGAUGGCUUUGAUGCUGUGAUUUGUUUAGGGAAUAGUUUUGCUCAUUUACUUGAUUCUUUUGGUGACCAAAGAGAACAGAGGCAAGCAUUGUCAAAUUUUGAACGUUGUGUGAAACCUGGUGGAUUGCUAUUAAUCGACCACAGAAAUUAUGACAAUGCAAUUGAAACAGGAGAAACGCCAACACAAUGCGUUUAUUAUAAUAGUAAACAUUUGCAGCAGAUUAUUACAUCCGUAUUGUUCACAAGUGGAAAACCAACUUUAGUAACGCUGGACUAUAUAAUAGCUUUAAAUGAGGAAAAUAGCAAUCAAUCAGACAGCGUUUGUCAAUUUAGAUUAUCCUAUUAUCCUCACAAGUUGACCGUUUUUCGUGAUAUGCUUAUGGAAGCUUUUCAUCAUCGAGCCAAGCACACUAUUUAUGGUGAUUUUAAAUCCAUUGAGGAAUGCAAAACUCCUGGAUUUUAUAUCCACAUCCUAGAAAAAAGCAGUGGCAGUGGUGGAAAAAAAUAAAAUUUCUUAUGAGAUAUUUUUUAUAAUCUCCUAUGCUCUAACAUAUAAUAAGGAGCAGUUGAAAAAAAUCAAGCACUCGCCAUAUAAGACGAAUUCUCGUAACAAAUAGAGCAUCAUUUAUAUUAUGUACUAUUAUUAUUCUUUGAACUUUGUGCAAGGGUCAAAUAUGUAAUUCAAGCCCUCAAAAAUUAUAUUUUACUUUUUAGAAAUUAAAUUAAAAUGAUUAUCAAUUUGGUAGAUACUUUGUAAUUAAUUAAAAUAUAGUAAUAAAGAUAUCAAAAUAAAUAUUAAAAAUAAUAA